Molecule: messenger RNA, 529 nt
Organism: Phaedon cochleariae (mustard beetle)
Lineage: Eukaryota; Metazoa; Arthropoda; Insecta; Coleoptera; Chrysomelidae
Source: the annotation of a GenBank genome assembly
GAGAGUAUACGGGGUGUUUUAUUUUUGACGGGUGUCAAAUUAAAGUAGUUGGGAAUGAAAAUGUCAUUUCCUAACGACCGCGGUCCUUGGGACGCCAGUAACGGUCCGGAUUUUCCUCCGGGUUAUCACCCGGACCUUAACGGAUAUCCCGGAAUUUGGGAUCCCCACCAUUGUUUGAGUGGGCAGAAUGGGGGAUUGACCGGUUAUCCAGAGAUAUUGACAGCUUUCAAUUCGGAUUUGGUAUGGCAGAGACAACAGUGCGGAGUGUUGGUACCGAACCGAUUGGGGAGAAACAGCACCCCGCACGGGGUACAACAGACGAAAAAGGCCAGAAGGAGGGUGGCCACCAUUGCCCAAAGGAGGGCGGCCAACAUCCGAGAAAGACGCAGGAUGUUCAAUUUGAAUGAGGCUUUCGACAAAUUGAGACGCAAAGUGCCAACUUUCGCUUACGAAAAACGACUCUCCCGCAUAGAAACGCUCCGAUUGGCCAUCACCUACAUCAGCUUCAUGUCCGAGCUGCUGCAUACGA